Messenger RNA from Pieris napi, 2872 nucleotides. RefSeq names its product ovarian-specific serine/threonine-protein kinase Lok-like (gene Chk2). NCBI's taxonomy places the organism in Eukaryota, Metazoa, Arthropoda, Insecta, Lepidoptera, Pieridae. The record is from RefSeq and is a predicted model, not a curated record. The transcript has 9 exons. Gene Ontology annotation, cellular component: nucleus; cytoplasm. Gene Ontology annotation, biological process: mitotic DNA damage checkpoint signaling; protein phosphorylation. The coding region runs from base 191 to 1735 and encodes 514 amino acids. Gene Ontology annotation, molecular function: protein binding; ATP binding; protein serine/threonine kinase activity.
UAUAUUAUUUAAUAUGGCCGAUGACCGUUGCCUUUUUUCGAAAUGCCGGUAUUUUUGUGUAUAUCGUGAGUAUAAAUAGUUGAAAUGCUCUCAAAUUUUUAGGAACAAUAUUUUAAUGAACACCUUGAGCUUUUCAUGUUAUUAUCAUUAAAAUUGUUUUUGGACUUGAGUGUAUUAAGAUUGAAGCAGCAUGGCAGCGGAAAUAAAUGAUAAUACGCAAACCCAAACUCAAACCCAAAAUUCUCAAGUGGAAUGGACCCAAUCAAACACUCCUACACCGAUACCUAAUAUCUGGGGAAGACUAUAUCUUUUGAAUUCAUGGAGAAAAGAAUGCGUCCUUAAUCUUGACCCAUACUAUGAUCUCACAGAACCCGAGUUUUCGGUUGGUCGAGCGUUAGAUUCUACUUUUCCAAUUAAAAAAGAUACUGCAAGAAUUGAUAUUAUUAAAAAUGUUAGCAAACGUCAUUUUAUUAUUAUGAGAGAUAGAUCAGAGACAUCAAAUCCAGCAGUCUUAACGGAUACAUCUUACAAUGGGACUUACAUAAAUAGUGUUUUAAUUGGAAAAGGGAAGAGCAGAGUUUUGGAUGACAAUGACGUGAUAGCAAUCACUCAUCCUACAAUAAGUAUGUUCACUUUUAAAGAUCUACUUAAAAAUGAGCAAGACAAAGUACCUAAAGAAAUAGCUCAAAAGUAUUAUAUUUCAAGGGUACUUGGCCAAGGUGCAUGUGGUGUGGUCAAAUUAGUUUAUAACAAAUUGACUUGUAUGAAAUUUGCGAUGAAAGUUGUGAAGAAAGGCAAAUUGACAAAUGGACAAGUUAAUAAUUUAACAGACCCUGUCAAAGUUAUGAAUGAGGUGAACAUUUUGAAAGCUUUAAGACAUCCUUGUGUGACAUCAGUGGAAGAAAUAUUUGACUCUCGUGAAGCUGUGUACAUAGUGUUGGAGCUGAUGCAGGGAGGGGAACUGUUUGACCGUAUCACAAGAUAUGGGCGGCUGUCGGAGAGGCUGACCAAAUUCUACUUUAAACAAAUGGUGCUAGCCGUCCAGUACUUACACUCUCAAGGCAUUACUCACAGAGACCUAAAACCUGAGAAUGUGCUACUUGAGAGUAAGGAAGACGAAAGCCUGGUGAAGAUAACGGACUUUGGUCUCAGCAAGUAUGUGGGCGAAGACAGCUUCAUGAAGACAAUGUGUGGGACACCUAUCUACCUUGCACCUGAAGUACUACGAGCUAAUGGAGUGGGAUGCUACGGACCAGAGGUCGAUGUAUGGUGCCUGGGUGUUAUAUUCUUUAUAUGUCUGGUGGGUUACUUGCCAUUCUCCCCGGAGUACCAAGAGCUCCCCUUGAGCGAGCAAAUACUCUCAGGCCGCUAUCGGUACUCGUCUAGUUGCUGGCGUGACGUCAGUCUUCAAGCCAAGCUGCUGAUGAAGAGAAUGCUUACCGUCAAUGUACGAAGGCGCAUCUCCCUAGAGCAAAUAUUAAAGCACCCGUGGAUGCAGGAUGACGAUAUAAACCUAAGGAUUAAUGUUUUGUUGUCGCAACAUCAAUUAAAAAAUGGAAACGAAGAGAAUAAUAACGAGAAAGCCGUAGCUGUCGUCCGCCUAGUAGCAGCUAAUAAGAGACCACUCAGUGACUCAUCAAAUACGGCUGAGCCGAUUGCCAAAAAGGUUAAAGUUGGGAGAAAAGACGAAAAUGAUGACACUAGUUCAGCUACUAGCUGCUGCUCAUAUGAAUGAUUCUUAUUUUGACAAUCAAUGUUAAGGACAGAAUGACUGACAGAUUGAACUGUCAAGUAAAUGACAAUGACUGGUUCAUUUGAAACAACAUUCUUAUUGCCAUUUGCGCUAAACUUUCAAGUAAUGUUAUAGCAUUCUUAUUUUGACAAGACGAUACAUAACACUUUGAGCCUUUUAAGCGCGUUUUUCAAUUUAAUUUUAAAAAAAAUUAAAAGAGCGCGAAUUAUUAUCUAUCUGAAGGGCUAUUUGACAUUUCUUUUGUAUCGCUUAAACUACUUAAAUGAUAAUUUGAAUAUUAGUUAGAUUGUUGGAUUAUGUUUAUAUAUGUUCAAAUAAAUAUUAAUAUUUUUUUUUAAAUUUUAAUUGUUGUCAAAUCUACGGAAGUUGUAGCUAUUAUUUUAACUAGUUCUUAAAAUUGCAGCAUAUAAACCUUUUCAAACUGAACAUAUUUCAUUAGUAUGAACUAUCUUAUUAAUAUACGAUGUCGAAAAUAGUGUUAUAAUUAAGCGCGUUUUAAUUCAGUAUUUUUACCUAGAUUUAGUUUAAAUAAUUAUCCCACCUAUAAUUUUAAUGAUACUCAUGUUAAAAAUUUUAGUUUAUAUGAUGCCUUGUUAAUAUUUCUUGAUCUGUUCUGAUAAGGUAAGUCCAGGAUUUGAACCCAAAGACAUGUUUGACAACACACUGUUUUUCGAGGUUGAGAAAUAUUUUGUUUUAUGUUUGUUUUUUAAUGAUGUUUAGUUCCUGAGAAUGUUUUGAUUUUGAUUGUUAUUUUAAAUUUUAGUUUUUAACUACCUCGUGAUAUUACCAAUGUUAUCGUAGAAGUUACACCAAAAUUAUGGUUGAUGUUUAUGCAUCUUAGCUAUGGAUUCGGUAAUGUUUGUACUUAAAUUUGUAUUAAACUGGUUGAAUAGUUCUCUUUUAACUAUAUUUGUGACAAAAUUCUUUACUGUUUAUAUUUGUUUCCAUAAGAACAAUAAGUUCUUUAAUAAAACGAACUAAAAAUUAUUUUAGUUUUAAAAUAGUUUAUUAAUGUUUUGAAAUUGAAAUUUGAUUUCUAUAUUACAAAGUACAUAAUUAUUCAACUGAAUUAUUGUAAAAGAAGUUUUGUGCCAUAAAUUGAUUUUUAUUCAAAUAAAA